Abrus precatorius (Indian licorice) is the source of this 1422-nucleotide messenger RNA. RefSeq names its product ABC transporter I family member 17. The transcript is spliced from 4 exons. Bases 16 to 975 code for a protein of 319 amino acids. Lineage: Eukaryota; Viridiplantae; Streptophyta; Magnoliopsida; Fabales; Fabaceae. Gene Ontology annotation, biological process: phosphate ion transmembrane transport. The record is from RefSeq and is a predicted model, not a curated record. Gene Ontology annotation, cellular component: membrane. Gene Ontology annotation, molecular function: ATP hydrolysis activity; phosphate transmembrane transporter activity; ATP binding.
AAUAACAAUAAAAGAAUGAGUGUUGCAGAUGCAGGGGAGAACUCAUCUAGUGUUGAAGUGGGGGUUAGAAUCUGGCUUGACCGGGGCAGGUUGUUUCUGCUCUCACCAAUUCAUUCAUUCAUAUGCCAUCUCAUCCUUUUUAUUCUCAUUCUCAUUCUCUCUGCCUCACAUCAAACUAUGUCUUCUCCCUUAGAUGAUUGCACAGAGCACUUAUUGGAUGUGGAUGGCUACGCCAAUGGAAAUGGCACGGACCUCGCAAAGCCCAAAUUCAAGAUAAGAAAUCUGACCAGAGUUUCUGAUGAUGGUGUUCUCAUUCUCAAAGGCAUUAACGUUGACAUCCCCAAAGGUGUCAUCGUGGGUGUCAUAGGUCCCAGUGGAAGCGGCAAGUCAACGCUGUUAAGGGCCUUGAACCGUCUCUGGGAGCCACCCUCCUCCUCCGUCUUCCUCGACGGCGCCGACAUCUGCGAUCACGACGUUCUCUCCCUCCGUCGUAAGGUUGGGAUGCUCUUUCAGCUCCCUGCUCUCUUCGAAGGCACGGUUGCAGACAAUGUGAGAUAUGGACCACAACUGAGAGGGAAAAAGCUAACCGAUGAUGAGGUGCGCAAGUUGCUGAUAAUGGCGGACCUAGAUGCUUCUUUCAUGGAUAAAUCCGGGGCUGAACUCUCUGUGGGUCAAGCUCAAAGAGUAGCACUUGCCAGGACCUUAGCUAAUUCACCAGAGGUUUUGCUGCUGGAUGAGCCAACUAGUGCGUUGGAUCCAAUAUCCACGGAAAACAUAGAGGAUGCCCUGAUGAAGCUGAACAAGAAUCGGAGCAUAACAGUGAUCAUGGUCUCUCAUAGCAUCAAACAAAUCCAGAGGAUUGCUGACAUAGUCUGUUUGCUUGUUGAUGGUGAAAUUGUUGAAGUUCUCAAGCCUGAUAAACUCUCUGAAGCCAAGCAUCCAAUGGCACAGAGGUUUCUUCAACUCAGUUCUUAGGGGUCUUAACUUAUGCGUUGUAAAAUUCUAUUUUCGCUUGUGGGAUUUAGAACUUUGAAUCGGUCCAAGACAAGAUGACCUACUUGCUGCUUUAUCAGCCAUAUUAGUGGACCUCGAUAAAUAUCAUUGUAUCAAUCGACUAUAUUAAUUCUAUAUGUUGCUUUCGAGACAUGUUCAUGACAUUCUUGGCUGAUAUGGAAAUGUCAUGGUCGAGGUUUUGUCAUAAUAUAAUAUUUUUAGUUAAUAGAGGUAUAUUUAGUGGAGAAUAUUUUUCAACAUGCAGUAGUUCCAGAUAUCAAGAAUAGUUAUACUAGUGAAUUUCACAAAAUGUUGACCAAUGCUUAAGGAAAUAAAAAUAGAAGUGUUUAAUAUAAUUAAAAAAAACUGUAUAAUAUUUAUUAUUUGAGUGACUGGAACUGUUUAAUAAAAUUUAUUAGAUACUUCUCU